AUGUUUUCACGAUUUACGAGACUUAGAUGUUAUUCAUCUUCUUCAUUUAAAACAGCAAUUGAUACUGCUGAAAAAUUAGUAUCACCUUCAUCAACUAAAUUUAAUGAUCCUUUCAGUAUAGUAAGUCAUGAAAUGUCAAAUUUAGCAAAAUCAAUUGCAAAUCUUAUAGGUUCUGGACAUCCUACUUUAAAUCGUGUAAGUUCAUAUUAUUUCGAAGCUGAAGGUAAAAAUGUUCGACCAUUAAUUGUAUUAUUAUUAAGUAAAGCAUUACUGAAAAUACCAAUUGAACAAAGAAAUAGAAUUUCAAUUGAUAAAUAUGAUGUUACCGAACAACUGCAUAUAAAGGGAACUCCAACAAAUAUUUCAUCAAUUGCAGGUAAAUCAGUUGAUGAUUCUCUAAGUCCAUUAGCUAUAUUACAUGGUAUAAAUCCAAAAGUUAUAUUAGAUCCAUUAAGUAAACCAAUGGAUAAAUUACCAGAAUUUGAUAUACUAAAUGGUAUAUUACCAAAACAAAGAAGAUUAGCAGAAAUUGUUGAAAUGAUACAUACUGCAAGUUUAUUACAUGAUGAUGUUAUUGAUUUAUCAGACUCAAGGAGAGGUAGACCAAGUGGGAAUAUAGCAUUUACAAAUAAAAUGGCAGUCUUAGCUGGUGAUUUUUUAUUAGGUAGAGCAUCAGUUGCAAUUUCAAGAUUAAGAAAUCCAGAAGUUAUAGAAUUAUUAUCUACAACCAUUGCAAAUUUAGUAGAAGGUGAAUUUAUGCAAUUGAAAAAUACAGUUAUAAAUGAAGUAGAUAAUGAAAUAAAUAAUGAUGGUGAAUCAAAAAGAAUACCUGAUCCAACUGGUAAAGUACCUACUAAACAACAUGAAUAUUCAGUUAAUUUAGUAAAUCAUGAUACAAAUGUGGAAGCAGCUUUUGAAUAUUAUUUACAUAAAACAUAUUUAAAAACUGCUCUGUUAAUGUCAAAAUCAUGUAGAGCAGCAGCAGUAUUAAGUGGAGCACAAGAUGAUAUAAUUGAGCAAAGUUAUCAAUUUGGUAGAAAUUUAGGAUUAUGUUUUCAAAUUGUUGAUGAUAUGUUGGAUUAUACCAGCUCCGACACUCAAUUUGGUAAACCAUCACAAGCUGAUUUAAAAUUAGGUUUAGCUACUGCUCCUAUAUUAUUUGCAUGGGAAAAAGAACCAAAAUUGGGUGAAUUAAUAGCAAGAAAAUUUAAUCAACCUGGAGAUGUUGAAAUUGCAAGAAAAUCUGUUGAAAAAUAUAAUGGUUUAGAAAAGACAAGAGAAAUGGCAACUGAUUAUUGUUUAAAAGCCUUGAAUAAUUUAAGAUUUUUACCUGAAUCAGACGCAAGAAGUGCAUUAGAAUUAUUAACAAAUUCAAUAUUAACAAGAACUAAAUAA
This is a messenger RNA of Insectozyma verbasci, 1395 nucleotides long. NCBI's taxonomy places the organism in Eukaryota, Fungi, Ascomycota, Pichiomycetes, Serinales, Debaryomycetaceae. The record is from the annotation of a GenBank genome assembly.